UUAAAGUCCCAGCCUACUAUAAAUAUAUAUACAACGAUUCCUUGUCAUCUCCACAAUCCCAACUCAAAAUGGACCAAAACCUCACACAACAAAAAUGGGAGGCAAAAGUUUGCACUACUCUCGAAAAGGCGGAGCCCGACCAAAUCUGGCCCUUUUUCCAAGACUUUUUCGGGCUCCACAAAUGGUUUUUGGGGCUCCCAAAUUGCCACGGGAUCCAUGGAACCAAUGGAGAGCCCGGGUGCAUUCGCUACUGCUCGGGCUUCGGGCUCAGGCAGGAAGCGGAUGAGAUAAAAUGGUCCAUGGAAAGGUUGGUGGCAAUAGAUCAUGCCCAAAAAACAUUUACUUAUGAGAUGGUAGAUUCUAACAUAGGGUUCAAGUCCUAUGUUUCGACCAUUAAGGUUGUUCCUGCCGCCGGAGGAGGAGGAGGAGGCGCUGUGGAGUGGUGGAUCAGCCUUGAGCCGGUGGAGGGUGCGAAGUUGGAGGAUUUGGUGGCCAAGUAUCAAGUGGCUUUGCAGCUUAUGGUGAAGAAAAUGGAGGAGGGUGCUGUUUCUGGAUCUUCAUGAUUUUAAUUAUAUUAAAUCACAAUUUGUGUGAUUGUGUAUGUCUUUUUAUUUGACUAGUACUUUUUUUGUUAUUAAUAACAAUAUUGUUGUUGUUGUUUAAUUUAAUCUUUCGUGUGUUGUUUAUAUAAUGAAUGAAGUUUAUUUCGGUUGUGGUUAAA
This is a messenger RNA of Salvia splendens (bonfire salvia), 721 nucleotides long. Its product is annotated as lachrymatory-factor synthase. The transcript has a single exon. Lineage: Eukaryota; Viridiplantae; Streptophyta; Magnoliopsida; Lamiales; Lamiaceae. The coding region runs from base 69 to 563 and encodes 164 amino acids. The record is from RefSeq and is a predicted model, not a curated record.